UCCAUUGUUCAACAUGGCACAAGUAGAGGAGUGGCGUUCGGUGAUUUACGUGUUACUAGCCGCAGCCGUUGCGUGCACCCAGGCGCGCAGUGUGUUGGAGACGAACUCGGUGGACCCUGCGGACGAGGACGAAGGCACGUGGUCAACGGUUCUGCUGCGCGACCUGCGGAUGGUUUACAAGACGUACCGCGACUGCGAGACGCGCGGCAAGGACGUCACCACCUGUCUCAAGGUGAAGCUGCUGACGGAGCUGGACAGGGCUGCGAGAAGCCGUGCGCCCAAUCUGCGGCUCGUCGACGGCCUCGUCACUCUCGUCAGAGACGACUCGGCAGACGGCGCCGACUCGCGGCCACUGCCGUCGGAGCAGCAGCUGGUGGAGACGCUGCCGCGGUCCGCCGAGGACAAGCAGCAGUCGCUGGACGCGCUGCUCGUAGACCGCGCCUCGGCCUUCCUCAGGAGCCGUUCGCUGCAGCUCAACCUCGGAGAGGCUGCGGCGCAGAUCGUUGAAGGUCGUCGCAAGAGGGACAAGAUGGGCGGGCUGCUGCUGCUGCUGCCUGUGCUCAUGGGCGGCAUGCUGAUCCCGCUGGCGCUGGGCGGCCUGGCGCUGCUGGCGGGCAAGGCGCUGCUGGUGGCCAAGCUGGCGCUCGUGCUGUCCUCGCUGCUGGGGCUGCGCAAGCUGCUGGGCGACGGCGGCGGCGCGCAGCACGAGCCUGUCGUCCAGGUCGUCUCGCCGCCCCACCACGGCCUCUACGGCCGCAGCAUCGACCUCUCGCCGCUGCAGCACACGGGCGGCGCACACGACCUCGCCUACCGGGCACACGCCGCCCGCCCCUCUGUCGCCGCCUGA
Messenger RNA from Schistocerca nitens (vagrant locust), 847 nucleotides. RefSeq lists its product as uncharacterized. Lineage: Eukaryota; Metazoa; Arthropoda; Insecta; Orthoptera; Acrididae. The record is from RefSeq and is a predicted model, not a curated record. Bases 14 to 847 code for a protein of 277 amino acids. The transcript is spliced from 2 exons.